UUGGUUUAGGCUCUAAGCUGGGCUGGACCUUUAAUUUGCUUUGCUCUGCUUGUAGAGCUUUGAAGGAAAGGAAGCAGCUGCCGAUAGCUGGCUGUGUGUGCCUGCAUGAGCUAGCGGGGGAGUAGGGUAGCACUAUGUUAACAGAAGAAUGARUAGAUGAUCCAUGGAUGGUUUUGGGUGGAGUAAGACCCAUAGAUUUCAGCCUGUUUGGAUAUAUGCUGCUAGGAAUAUUUCUGUGGAAUUAAAGAGAGGGAGAGGAGCAGGAACGCCACUGAGGUACGACACGCCCCCCUCGAGACGGUGAGGUCCCUGGGCUUGAUUACAACUUUAUGUCCAUAGAGGACUUCCUAAAUCUUGAGCAGUGCGGAGCACUAUUGGAAAUAGGGACGUAUGAAGGUAACUAUUAUGGGACCCCCAAGCCGCCGAGGCAGCCCGUGGUUGGGUCAGUGAUUCUCAGUGAUGCUGUGCUCCUCGACGGCUCCCAGCAGUCCACUCCCAAGCACACCAAGUCCUACAAUGACAUGCAAAACGCCCGAGUAGUGCCUGCUGACUACGAGGAUGACGACCAGGCCACGGAAAUGAACAACAGUUUUACAGGAUCCUUAGUGCGUAGUCUCUUCCCCUCUCCCUUGUUGUGCACAGGUAACCCUAGCGACCAGGACGAGAGCCGCGGCGGCGUUCUCCGGCCAUAUCCCGCGCGCGAGAAUGCUCCGUCCUAUGGUCUGAACAACGUGGCCGCCUCCACCUCGGACAACGGGCAGCAGACGCACGCCCAGCCCCAAGCCUCUCCUGAAGACCCCCUGGGACCCCUGCCAGACAACUGGGAGAUGGCCUACACCGAGAAUGGAGAAGUCUACUUUAUAGACCACAACACAAAGACCACAUCGUGGAUCGACCCCCGCUGUCUUGAGAAACCUCUGAAACCUCUGGAAGAGUGUGAGGAUGAUGAAGAAGGGGUACAUACUGAGGAACCAGACAAUGAACUAGAACUGCCUGCAGGAUGGGAGAAGAUAGAUGACCCAGUGUAUGGGGUGUACUACGUAGAUCACAUCAACAGGAAGACCCAGUAUGAGAACCCCAUAGUGGAGGCUAGGCGCAGGAUGCAGCUGGAGCAGCAGCAGCCGCAGCCUCCUGAAGGUGAGCGGUACAUUCGAGAGUGGAUAGAGGAGCACUCCUCAGCUGGUGCUCCCCUGGCCAACUAUGCCAAUAACCACCUAGAGACGUACCGCGACCCGCAGGUCCCGCCCCCGCUGCCCCCUGCUCCGGGAGGGGCCAAACGAGGGAAGCCAUUCUUCACACGGAACCCAGCGGAGUUGAAGGGAACUUUCAUCAACACCAAACUGAAGAAGAGCCGCCGCGGAUUCGGCUUCACCGUAGUUGGGGGCGACGAGCCGGAUGAGUUCCUGCAGAUCAAGAGUUUAGUCCUGGACGGUCCUGCUGCUGUGGAUGGGAAGAUGGAGACAGGUGACGUGAUAGUGAGUGUGAACGACACCAUCGUUCUGGGCUACACCCACGCCCAGGUGGUGAAGAUUUUCCAGUCCAUCCCGAUCGGCUCCAUGGUGGACCUGGCCCUGUGCCGCGGCUACCCCCUGCCCUUUGACCCUGACGACCCCAACACCAGCCUGGUGACCUCCGUGGCCAUCCUGGACAAGGAGCCCAUCAUCGUCAAUGGCCAGGAGAGCCACGACUCUCCGUCCAGCCACGGCAGUCAGACCGGAGGGCCUGUUAACGGGAUGAGGGAGCCGCGGGCCCACAGUCCCUCAGCAGAGGUGGUGUCCAACGGCUCUCACGGCUACUCCUCCAGCGACGUGGUCACCCUGGCAUCAUCCAUCGCUGGGCAGCCAGAGCUGAUCACAGUGCACAUGGAGAAAGGCGAUAAGGGCUUUGGAUUCACCAUCGCUGACAGCCUGACGGGAGGGGGUCAGAGGGUGAAGCAGAUCGUGGAUUACCCCCGCUGCAGGGGCCUGAAGGAGUCAGACAUUCUGAUGGAGGUGAACAAGAGGAAUGUCCAGAACAUGAGCCACAACCAGGUGGUGGACCUGCUCAGCAAGUGUCCCAGAGGGAGCGAGGUCACCAUGCUGGUGCAGAGAGGAGUGGUGCCUGCCAAGAGGAGCCCCAAGCUGGUGCAGCAGCUGGAGAGGAAGGACAGUCAGAGCAGCUCCCAGCACAGUGUGUGCAGCCAUCGCAGCACCCACACAGACUCCCCCAGCCACCCCCCCUCCAACAUGCCCAGUGAGGCCAUGGCCCCCCCUCCGGCCGCACCCACUCAGCCGCUGCCUGGCUUGCCUCCGUUGCCCACCCAGGACCCUGGAGAUGGCACCAUAACCCUCCAGAAGAAGCCAGACCCCUUCAAGAUCUGGGCCCAGUCCAGGAGCAUGUAUGAGAGCAGACAGACAGAUUGCCAGGAGCAGGAGAUUUUCCUGUGGCGGAAGGAUACAGGAUUUGGGUUCCGCAUCCUUGGAGGAAAUGAGCCCGGGGAGCCGAUCUACAUUGGGCACAUAGUGAAGUACGGUGCAGCAGAUGAGGACGGACGCCUGCGUUCGGGGGACGAGCUCAUCUGUGUGGACGGCACGGCGGUGGUGGGGAAGUCUCACCAGCUGGUGGUGCAGCUGAUGCAGCAGGCCGCCAAGCAGGGCCACGUCAACCUCACCGUCCGACGCAAGAGCUCUGGAUACGGAGUUUCGAAAGGGGAGGGUGACGUGCCCCCGUCCCCUGCCUCGUCCCACCACAGCAGCACCCAGGCCCCCUCCCUGACGGAGGGCAAGCGGACCCCCCAGGGCAGCCAGAACUCCCUCAACACGGUCAGCUCCGGCAGUGGCUCCACCAGUGGCAUCGGCAGUGGGGGAGGAGGUGGCUCUGGCAGUGCUGUGGUCACUGCAGCCCUGCAGCCCUAUGACGUGGAGAUCCAACGUGGAGAGAAUGAGGGCUUCGGAUUCGUCAUUGUGUCAUCUGUCUCUAGGCCUGAUGCUGGAACUACGUUCGCUGGAAAUGCAUGUGUGGCCAUGCCCCACAAAAUAGGGCGCAUCAUCGAGGGGAGCCCUGCGGACCGCUGUGGGAAGCUGAAGGUGGGUGAUCGCAUCUUGUCCGUCAACGGCUGCUCCAUUACCAACAAGUCCCACUCGGACAUCGUCAACCUGAUCAAGGAGGCCGGGAACACAGUCUCUCUGAGGAUCAUUCCUGGUGAUGAGUCCUCCAACGCAUCUCUGUUGACCAACGCUGAGAAGAUUGCCACCAUCACCACCACGCACACACCCCAAACUGCCAUGGAGCCCCGGAACAACUCAAAGUCGAAACAGGCUCCUCCUCCACCUCCUCCGACAAAAGCUCAGACCUCACAGGACGCCGAGUUCUACUCUGUGGAUCUGGAGCGGGACAGUAAAGGCUUUGGGUUCAGCCUGAGAGGAGGACGGGAGUACAACAUGGACCUAUAUGUGUUGAGGCUGGCUGAGGAUGGGGCGGCUGUCAGGAACGGCAAGAUGGGGGUGGGAGAUGAGAUCCUGGAGAUCAACGGCGAGAGCACAAAGAACAUGAAGCACGCACGGGCCAUCGAGCUGAUCAAGAAUGGUGGCCGGAGGGCACACCUGCUCCUCAAGAGGGGCGAUGGAUCUGUGCCUGAAUAUGACUCCAGCCAUGACGGGCACUCUCCCACACCCAGGGCACAAAACUCUCCGGAAGUGAGAACCCUGCCACCAAACAGCCGAUAUCACCCCUCAUCGGAGUCAAGUUAUCCACCAGACCUUCACAAACCAUCACGCCACAAGGAUGCUGCGCAGGGCCGAGACAGGGACAGGGUGGAGCACCAGGGCCGGCACUUUAACCCCCACCACCAUCACACCUGGAACAACAACCACAGCCAUACCACCCCCAGCCAACACUACCCUGAAAACAGCGGCGGCAACAAUAAGAAGAGCCGGGGCCGCAAAGUCAACAAGUCAGAGUCAGAGAGCGGCAUCUCAAAACUCUUAAAGACUCUGCGUAAGGACAGCUCUGGGAAGAAGGCUGCAGCGGCGGCGGCAGCUACAGAACGAGAGCGGGAGCUCUCCGCUAGUAGCAGUACUCUAGACCCGAGGUACAGUCGACCACGCCGCGGCUCCCUCGACCGUUCGCCCACCCGUAAACAUAACGCCUCCCCUGACCGACGGCGGGCCAAGUCCAUGGACCGCAGGGCAGAGCGAGCACACCGAGACCGCACACCCGAGAAGGAGAACGAGGACGGAGGUUUCCUCAGUCAUGCGGCUACUCCUGAACAACCACUCUACGACCGCAGGCUUGUGAGCGAGCCACAGACCCCGGGCCGGGCCUACUUAGAGGCCACCACCCCAGAGCGCCUGAACAAAAGGGCUUCCUCCCUGUCUCUUUCCAGGGGGUGGACUCCUGAAAGAGGCAGCCUGAAGAACGGCAACCUUCGGAGGGACUCGCCGGUUGAGACGAGGGAGGAGAGGUAUGGGAUGAACGGAACGCCAGAGAGACGGUACAGGUCAGAGAGAGAUUCGUCUCCAGACAGCAGCUACAGCAGGGAGGAGCGGAACUACUACAGUACACUGAAGAACAAUGCCUCCACUCACAACCACGCAGGCUACAACAAUGCAGGACACUGCAACAACGCAGCAGGACACAACAGCGCAGCAGGACACAACAACGCAGCAGGACACAACAACGCAGUAGGUCGCGCCCAGAACCAGUUCCCCGAGCCUAUGAGAAGGCUUUACAAAGAGAGCCCCAAGGACCUCAGCAUCUGAGUGGACAGAGCCUGGACCCUGGCCUAUCACCCCCCAACCUGUGUAGGCUACAGUACAUACACUGGACUUGGACUUCUGAGGAGAUUAACUCGUGAUUUAUCCAAUCGCCUGGUUGAUAGAUUCAUUGAUUUGACUACUUGUGAUCCGGGACAGAGAUUCAUACCACAGCAGGAGUACAAUCUUUUUUUUUGUUCGUACUGUAUGUUUUGUUUCUGUUCUCAUUAUUUUGAGCAUAACUGCAGUUGUUAAUACUGUAGUGAAGGUAUGUGUAUGUGCCUAUCACAUCACAAAUGGCGAUUUACCUUUUUUGGGGCAUCUCUGUUUGAAACCUCAGAAGGAACACAUACUAGUGAAAGUCUACACACCCCUUGCACAGUCUUCACAUUUUGCUGCCUUAAAAUGUAAUCAAAACAUUUAUUAAAUUGGAUUGGUAGAACAAUUAUCUACAAAACCUACUCCACAUUUUCAAAGUGAAAGAAAGAUUAUAGAACACCCCCCCCAAAAAAUAUAUUGAUUGCAUGACUCUUAGCGCAACGUAUAGCCAUUGUUUUUGUCAAAAUUGCUCAAGCUCAGUAAAUGUGGUUGGGAAUCAUUGAAGGCCAGCAAUAUUUCAGCCUUGUCUCGGAUUUUCAAGCAAAUUUAAGUCAGGACUGAGACUGGACAACUCACACUUUACACCUCUUCGAAAGCCCUCCUGGCGGGUCUUUGGUAUUAAAAUGUGUGUAAAUGUCCCGCUGACAAAUACAACUCUGUCCCAGGGUUAGGUUUUCCAAAAACUACGGCAGGUUUUUACCUGGGCUUUGCUCCUUUCAUGUUUUUUUUUUACCCUGACAAACUCCCCAAUCCCUGCCGGUGACAAGCCUACCCAUAACAUGAUGUGCCAACACAAUACUUGAAAAUACAGAGAGUUUUUCUCUGUGUUGCAUUAGAUUUAAUUCAAACCAGCAGUUUUUAUUUAGUCCAAAAAGUUAAUGUAUUUGCUAUUUUGUCUUGCAGUAUUAUUUAACAGCCUUGUUGCAAACAUAAUUGAUGAUUUGGCGUGGAUGUUUUAACACAGGUUUCCUUCUUUUCACUUCAUCAUACAGGCCACUAAUGUGGAGUGAAUGCAAUGUUGUAGAUCCUCUGUA
Salvelinus sp. IW2-2015 is the source of this 5866-nucleotide messenger RNA. Its product is annotated as membrane-associated guanylate kinase, WW and PDZ domain-containing protein 1-like. Gene Ontology annotation, molecular function: protein binding. The record is from RefSeq and is a predicted model, not a curated record. Gene Ontology annotation, biological process: signal transduction. NCBI's taxonomy places the organism in Eukaryota, Metazoa, Chordata, Actinopteri, Salmoniformes, Salmonidae. Gene Ontology annotation, cellular component: cytoplasm; cell-cell junction.